AUGUCGGAGCUCCCUUUGCGAGCUCCCGAACGACGGAUUCAGACAAAUCCCUACGAUGUGGAUGCGUGGAAUCUUUUACUUCGAGAAUCUCAGGUUUGUUGAUGAAUUUUCUAGCUUUGACAUUUCAUUUUUUCUUUCUCUUGUAAAUGUAAAUUUGCUGUAGAAUCGCCCAAUUGAUGAAGCGCGAUCUUUUUACGAAAGUUUGGUGAAGCAGUUCCCGAAUUCAGGCCGUUAUUGGAAGGCCUACAUCGAACAUGAGGUAUUUUUUUGGAAGAAAGUUUUUGCUCAUAGUGUGACAGAGUAGAUGAUGAAGCGUUAACUUAUUGCAGUCGCGCUUGAUUUCUGCGCUCAGCAGCUCUGUGGAAAUGGCUAUUUUCUCAUUUCAUGAACAAAUGUAUAUGUUUGAACAUACCCUGAAGACAAUAAAAAUUUUGAGCUCCAGAUAUUUUUAUUGCUUUGUUUGCCGUCUCAUUUCAAUAAACGAUUUCCCGAGAAGACUUGUUAACAAGGCAAAAUGUUCAAAAAAGCUCCCAAUUUACUAAUCUUCAUCAUUUAUCAUUAAUUUUACAGCUGCGGUCGAAAAACUUCGAAAAUGUUGAAAAGGUUAGUGUUCAAGGGAAAUUUUUAGGAACACUCAAUAAUUUCAGCUUUUCAAAAGGUGUUUGGUAACCGUGUUGAACAUAGAUCUCUGGAAAUGCUACAUUCACUAUGUCCACGAAACCAAGGGACAACUCACGAGUUUCAGGUUUGUUUCAGUGGACGAAAUAGAGAAAAUUGAGACUGAGAAUUGUGGAACUGUUCUCACUCAGUUUGGAAAAAGUCACGAAAAGUAUAUUUUAAUAUUGCUGUCAUAAAAUUGGAAAAAAAAAACCCAUCAAUUGAAACUUUUGUCCUUUCAAGCAUUUUUCGGAAUACCUACCGUUUAUAUAUUUCCUAAUCGUCUGAAAAUUUUCAAUUGAAUAGGCUGAUAAUUUUUUUCAACUAAUUAAUCUCACCUUCGUUAUCACUUUUCGAAAAACUGGCCAUUUUUUUAAAGAAACAGAAAGCUUUCAAGUUUAUUUAUACUAUGACCUCAUCACUUGCACCAAGAACAUUUUGAGGAUCAUUUAUACGCCUUUAAAAAUCCCGUUUAUAGUUUGUUUUUCUUUGAAAAAUAACAUUUCUCUACUCAGAGAGAAAAUGGCGCAAGCUUACGACUUCGCCCUGGAAAAAGUUGGCCUGGAUAUGCACUCCUACGCGAUUUACACGGAAUACAUAGCCUUCUUGAAGAAAGUGUAAGUUUCAAGUUUCAUUCCAAGCUGAUAAGGCUGUUUCAGCCCGGCAGUUGGCCAAUAUGCAGAGAAUCAGCGGAUCACGGCGGUCCGUCGCGUUUAUCAACGGGCUCUCCUCACUCCGAUGCACAAUAUCGACACGCUCUGGAACGAUUACUGUUCCUACGAGAAAUCCGUCAACAACACGCUCGCCGAGAAGCUCAUCUCUGAGAGGAACAAGGACUACGCGGUUUGGUUUUACCUCCAUCUAAAAAAACAACAUCGCGAAAUGAAAAAUUCUCUAUCUUUACAAGGCAAUUGUGGGAAAAUGUUCAAAAAAGCUCAAAAAUCGAUUUUCAAAACGCCGGCUGUUAAUCACUGUAUCAUAAGAAACACAAAAACCCCGAAGAAAAUCCGUUUUUGAGCUUUACUCUUAAAAAUUUCGACAGGCUUUUUCUCAGUACCCUAUGGCGAUUAAAAGAUGAUUUUUUUUGUUUUCGAAUACUCCACAAAAGUUUGAAGCACGUCUGUGAUGCCGACCUCACACACUUCCCUCGUCAGAAUUUAGAUUUUUCACUACUAUAGUACUUUUUGAAAACGUAAUCAAGUUUCUGAUAAGUAAACCCACAAACCGAGCAGAGACGGAUUUUGUUUCACUUUUAGUUCUUUUGCGUAGAAUUCUCAGGGAUAUAGUCUUUGGUUAAUGUGCCUUUGAAACUUGCCAAUAUUUUCUUUAGUGAAAGUUCAAAAUUUAAAGUUGGAACUUUUCUUCCUCACUUCGUUGAUGCUUUUCGCUUCUUGUGUGUUGAAGAAUCGGAUAAAUUUCCUUCAGCUAUGUUUUUAAUCUUGAAAAUAACUGUUCUUGGUGUUAACUUCAGUUGAUGUACAUUUGAGGCUUUUUCGAAGUUCUUUGAAUUUUAAGAAUUUAAAAAAAUUUGAAAAAUUUGAUAUGUCUCCAUAGUCUUUUUCGUUUCAAGCAUGAAAGUUGAGAAAUCAUUUUAGUGAAAAAAAUUUGUUUGACUAAUUUUCAGGUCUCCAAAAGAGUUGAGAAACAAAUGGAAAUUAUGACGCGCGGGUUGAACAGACAAGCCGUCUCGGUUCCUUCUCGCGGCACGGCGACUGAACUCAAACAGGUAUUCGUUUAGGAGAAAGAGAAUAUUGAGAAGAAUCUCAGUGAAAUAUAAUAUUAACAUUUUUUGAGAAAAUGAGUACCCCAGACAAGGUUUUUUGGAAAAAUAGCUCAAGAUUUUGAGAUUUUAGUGUAAAAGAAGUGUAUUGCCGCCUGAUAGGUUUAAGUUAGUAUCAAGAUUUAUAUAUUAAUAUUUUUCCUUCCUCUAAAAAAGGAUACUUGAACCAAGCUUCCGUUUCCCGAUAAUUAAUCAAGAUUUUCAGGUGGAAAUGUGGAAGAAGUAUAUUGCCUGGGAGCGCGGAAACCCGAUGGAAACUGAGGAAUAUGGAUCGUUUGCCAAGCGAGGUUCAAACUUUCUCUUGUAAAACUUUUCAAGAGUUUUUCCAGUUGUCUAUGCCUACGAGCAGGCUCUUCUCUGCCUCGGCUAUUAUCCGGACAUUUGGUACGAAGCCGCCUUGUUUCUGCAAGAAGCCAGCAAGAAGUUGACGGAUAAAGGCGACGUCAAGCUCGGGCAGUUCAUGACCCAGGAAACUCUUCGUUGGUUUUGCAUUUACCAUUAUAUUUUGUAUCGUGUCAGUUCCUUUGAAAUAAGUUUUUCGGAGAGGAUAAGAUUGGAUUUUGAGUUUUUUCGCUGUGUUCGAAGUAGUUUUAGAUUUCGAACUCGACGUGUUUCUCGAUUUUGUGAAACAAGCAAAAGAAAUUUGUUCGGGAGUUUAAAAAAAAACUGGGUCCUACAACGGUAUUUUGGGAAUAUGGGACUUUUAGGUGUGAGUUUGAAAUUUUAGUCAAAAAUGCUCUAAUAAUUUUAAAAUGUUUCGUUUUGCGCCCAAAAGUUACUAUCUCGUUUGAAGACCCGGUUUUUUUCACGGCCAAAACCAGAAAUUCCAAUUUCGCUCUACUUUCUUUGAAAUUCUCGAAACUUACUUAACCACGGCGUAAAGAAGGGCAUUGAGGCAUAUCUGAAUAAUUUUUUCAUUGUCGAAUUUUUUCCACCGUUUCAUUUGAAUUAAAAAUAAUUAUUCGGAAAUUUUAAAUAGUUUUUGAUUACACAGCCGUUAUUGGUUCCAUAGUUUGAUAAUUUCGAGCAAAAAAUAUGAUUCUGUUUCAAUUUUUCGAGAUUCACGUUUUGCGACCCUUCAAAAGUGUUACCGGAACUUUGGAAAGUAGAUGAAGUUCAGAACUCUUCGAACGGGCUAUCAACGGGCUGAUGAAGGAGUCAAAACUCUUGUACUACGCCUACGCCGACUUCGAAGAGCAGCGGAUGAAGUUCGACAACGUCAAGAAGAUCUACGACAAAAUCAUCGCCAUUGAUCAUAUCGAUCCGACUUUGGUUAGUUUUGGAUUGGUUUUUAAUUUGUUUUUGCCAAAUUCGACAUUUUGCAUUUGUUAUUCUUGAAACUCUUGUUAUACUAUACAAAAAAAUUUCGUCAAAGAAUCUGUUUUUUUCCCGCUUUCAUGAUAGUCCGGAAGGCAGAAGAGUCUCAAAGAUCUUCGAAAUUUCAAAUCGAAAAACUACUUUUACCGGCUUCUUUUCAGUUUUUUUCUUUUUUUGGAAUAAUUGUUUAUGGGGCUUUUUCAUGAAAAAAAGACUGUAAAAAAAGCACUAGGGAGACCUUUUAAGAUCAUUUUAUCGAUCGAAAUCUUUUUAUAUCUUGUUUAUUAUUUUUUUACAGAGCAAACCAUGGUUUUUUUCUGUUGUUUCAGCCUCUUUUUUUAGACAUAUAUUCACAACAUGCGGUUUGCUCGACGCGUAGAAGGAGUCAAUGCGGCGAGAACCGUGUUCAAAAAAGCUCGCGAAGACAAAAGAUGCGGUCAUCAGGUUUUCGUCGCGGCGGCCAUCAUGGAAUAUUAUUGCGGGAAGGUCCAUUAUUUACUUUUUUUAAAUCAUCAAAUUAAGACAUUUAUGGAUAACUGAAAAAUAAUUCUGUAUGAAAACUACUUCUGAAGGUUUGAGUUGUGAGGAAGAAUAAAUAUUUGUAGAAAAACUAUGAAAAAGUUUUUGAAUUUUCUCAAAAAUUUUUUUCUCCAGUUUCCAUUAAGUCAAGAAAAAUAGAAAAAAUGUAUUUUUCUCGAAAAGUAGCGCAGUUUCAGGACAAGACGGUUGCUCAAAGAGUUUUCGAUUACGGGUUGAAAAAGUACGGGAACGAUUCGGAGUUUGACAGGGCUUAUGUCGAGUUUCUCAUGCAUUUGAAUGGUUUGAAAAAUCUUUUCUUGAAAUUGAAACUCAAGCUUUUCAGAGGACAACAAUACGCGGGUUGUUUUUGAGCGCAUUCUGACCUCCUCAACCCUUCCGACGGAGAAGUCGACGUGGGAUUUUUUUUUAUAGAAAAAUGAUUUUUUUUUAUUUGGACCAUGCUUGGGUAUCAUGGGAAAAGUUGAUAUUUUCCGGAAAAAUGAAGUUUUUUUAGUUUAAAGAAAAAAAUAUUCAACUUUUUUUGACUGCACAGAGAAUGGCUUAACAUGUUGUAGUUCAGUUCAAAAAAAAAAUUGGAAUUAAAAUUGAAAAAAGCUCACUUUUUCUGUGAGAAAGUUGCUAAUAGCCGAACACGAAAAACAUUCUUUUUUUCUAGUCAAUGGCCCUUUGAUUAAACCAUUCCCUUUGCGACCACUAUUUUUUCCAAUUUGAGCAGGAUCGACUGCAAGUUCCCAUAUCUCUUUCAGGCCAAUUUGGGACCGAUACUUGGAUUUUGAAUCAAUUGUCGGCGAUUUGGCAAGCAUUUUGAAAGUGGAACAACGGAGAAAAGAAGCUUAUAACAAUGGCUCGGAUGUUGUUAACAAUUCCAUGCUGGUCAUUGAUAGGUAAUUUUGAAAAGAGAUUUUUCAGUAAAACCAUGAAAUUUUCAAGGUACAAGUUCAUGAACUUGAUGCCGUGCAGCAGCGAUCAGUUGAGAUUGAUUGGAUAUACUGAAGAGGUAAUUCGAAAUAUGCGGUUUCAAUCGAAAUUUACGAAUUAUAGAGAUUAAACGACUCCGGAAAUUUCUCGACGCCUUCGGCUUCGAAAAGCUCGACUUUGGGCCCUCAAGCGGCCAGUGUCAUUAUGGGCGGCGGUGGGAACGUCGAAAUCGCGAAGUUUGUCAUUUUUUCAAUAAGAGGGUCCCUUAUUCGGCGAUAAAGAUGAGAUUCAGAAGAAAAUCGGGUAUCUACAAAGCAUUUUUCGACUUAUCAGAACGUUAUAAUUGUUAAAGACUCCCUUUGUGAAUAAUCAGUUCUUUUUUCGGAGCUUUAAAAUUUCUGCGUAAUUGAAUAGUCGAUUCACGGAUAACUAGAGAUCAUCAGAGAAGAAAAAAAAAAUGUGGCCUGUCUGCGUCCUCCGCGAACCAGGCACUGGCUCUUUAUCUAUUGUGUCACGAAAUUUUUUCGAUGGCUCAGGAUAGCCGUGAAUCCGCUAAAAAAGACGUCAUUUUUUCGGGAAGAUAUUGAAAAUUUUGACUUUAAAAAGAAUCAAGAUGAGAAAUUUUAUCGGGUUCGAUUGCUUUUCUCAUUUUUUCAUUCAUUUCAUUUCAAUUUUUGAACCGGUUAUAAUGUUUAUACUAUUCAAAUUAUCUUGUAGUAAGAAUGAUAGAAUCUAGGUUUUAGUAGGAUCUAGUGAAUUUAAAAACGAUGUUUUUGAUUCGAACCAUGUUUUCAUGAUGUAUUCGAAUUAUAUCUUUGAAGGCACGGUUUCCCGAGGCCGGACAUCUCGCAGAUGAUCCCGUUCAAGCCGCGAGUCAACACCAGCGCCUCGUAUCACCCAGUUCCCGGAGGUCCAGCUUCUUUUCAAACUUUUAGCAAAGAGUCCAACAUUUACAGGCGUUUUUCCGCCGCCUCCCGCUGCCGCCCACCUCAUGCAAAUGUUGCCGCCGCCGUCGUGCUUCAUGGGCCCUUUCGUGAAUGUCGACCACCUUAUCGGCACCAUCAACAGCUAUCAACUGCCCUCCUCUUUCAUUUGUUCGUUUAUUCUGAUCUCCUGCGAAAAAGUCUAGUGGUCACUCAAGGGGUUCUUCAAUGACUACUUGGACACUAAAGUGGCCACUAAAAUAACCUCUUCAAAAGCCACUAUUUCGCGCAUGAGACCAUUACAUAGUUGUUUGUAUUCUAAAAGUACCACUCAGACUCCUUGAGAGGCCACUAAGCUAUAGUCACUUUAAUGGCCACUAAAACAUCAAAGCACUGAAGUGACCACUAAAAUAACCUCUUUUGAAGCCAUUAUUUCGCGCCUUACUGGCCAAUUGAGUAGUUUUUUAUAUUACCAAUAGUACCAUUUAGACUCCUAAAGAGGCCACCAAGUUUUGGUCACUUAAGCGGUCACUAAAACGUCAAAGCACUAAAGUGGCCAUUGAAACUAUCUCUACAGAAGCCACUUUUUCGCGUCUGAGUGGUCAUAACAGUGGUUUUUAGUAUUCUAGUAGUACCACUCCCUCUAGAGACUCCUAAAAAAAAGCCACUAAUUCACUUAAGUGGUCACUAAAACGUCAAAACGUUAAAGUGGCCACUAAACGUUUUCCCAGUCAAUCUGUGUUCCGAGAAAUCGUGGUGAUUUCAAAACAGACGUUCAAAAUCAACUCAAAAAGUUAUGUUGACGUUCAAGCUUUCACUGAUGAAUCAGCAUUUUGAUAAUAUUGUUUGCUCCACUGCUUUUCCCAACCUUCAGUUUUUUUUUUCGAUUUCACUGAAUUUAACUGUCUCUAAGGUGUAGUAGGUUUGUCGCGAAUCGAAAAGUUUUCCUGCAGGGAAAAUGGCUCAAAAUGGCAAAGCGGCUUUUGCCUACAAGGUUCCAGUUUAGAGCGUUUAGAAAAUUAAGAAAAUCUACCAUUUGACAGAACUUUUCAGGAAAAAGAAACCGUCUUUGAAGUAAAUUCAUUUCCUUUCAGCAAAUGGAAAAGAAAAAGUGGAGAAUGGAACGAUGCUCGGCCCGAUGCUCGUUGAAGACGUCAAGAAAGACUUUUAUCAGUUGUUAGCCACCACGGCGGACCCGAAUGCGGUAACUCCUUCUCCGAGCUUCAUUUCAUCGAUAAUUGCUUCAGGUCGUGAAAUCCUCGGACCUUGCGAACUUGUCGAAACGGAAACGCGUCGAUUCCGAAGACGACGACGACAGCGGCACGGCCAGCGCCUCCCGCGACGUCUACAAACGAAGGAUGAACCAGCGGACCCAAGACUAA
Caenorhabditis auriculariae is the source of this 7517-nucleotide messenger RNA. The record is from the annotation of a GenBank genome assembly. NCBI's taxonomy places the organism in Eukaryota, Metazoa, Nematoda, Chromadorea, Rhabditida, Rhabditidae.